GCUGAAUAGGACAGUGGCUUGCAUUUCCACCGAAGUUGCGGGCGACUUCAACGGAAGAGCCUCCUGGAGCCAAGAAGCUGGACUUCGCUUUAAAGGCACCGUUGCGAAGCUGGCCUUCCCAGGCUAAGGCCAGACUCACAAGCGUUUCAAGAAACUGACUUAAAACAAUUUAAAAGCUCUUGGAUCGAGGCGAAUUUCCCCUUAACAAAUGCUGGCGAGUGAUAACCUUUCGCUAAUUCGCAGUCGGUCUAUGGAAACAAUGGUCCCUCAAUGCAAGGCCUUUGUCCGAGAAAUUGAAAUUCUCUCCGACGAUGAAGCAGCUUUAGUCCAAGUCUCAAAACUUCUCGGAAGUGGAGGAUUUGGCUCAGUCUACGAAGGAAAAUACCUCGGGAAAACUGUGGCGGUUAAAAAAAUGAAUACGAACUCAAAAAAUCCUCGAGCAGUGUUGCAGAGCUUUCAAGCGGAGACCUCUAUAGCAUCCUUUUGUCAUCCUCAUAUCGUUCGAACUCUAGCAGCCUCGAGUCUAGAUUGUCCUUUAUCCGAGAGAGUGAUCGUCAUGGAGUUUGCUGGGCCAAGAACAUUAAGAAAUAUUUUGGACAAUGAGAAGGAGGAUAUUAAUGAAGAAAGACGAAUGAAAUUCGCUUCUCACAUAACAAUGGCCUUGGAGUUUAUUCAUGCACAGGAUAUAGCGCAUUUAGACGUUAAACCGGCCAAUAUUUUGGUGGAUUCUAAGGACAUUUGCAAACUGGGCGAUUUCGGUUGUAGUCAAGUGUUAGACGAAGGCGAUGAGAAUCUACCUGCUAGCCCAACCUAUUCAUACCUGACAGGGACGUUUGCCUAUAGAGCACCAGAACUGCUGAAAGGAGAACCACCAACUCCUAAAGCUGACAUCUAUUCCCUGGGAAUUUGUUUAUGGCAAUUGUUAACAAGAGAACAGCCUUAUGGAUCAGAAAAUCUUUAUGUUGUUGUCUUCGGCGUUGUUGCCUACAAUUUACGACCACGUGUACCAAGUGGAGACGCGACGUCGUGCCAUUAUCAACAACUAGUGGAAAGUCUUUGGCAGGCUAGUCCGUGUUUGCGACCCACCGCUAAUGACACUAAAAAAAUUUUACGAUCACUACAUAGACAUCCGAGUGCGAUUUGAGCAAACUGCUGCCGAGGUAUAUUUCUUUUCUGCUCUACACAUGUGGGGAAUUCCUAGCCGUUGAUGUCAAACAGAACCAAUUAACAUUUAAUGUGGUCGCGUGAAUCAUCUUCACAAAUGAGUCAUUUUCUUGCCUCCAAAGUCGUCUCAAAAACAGCCUUUUCAUGAAGGUAGAAACACAUCGACUUAAUUCAACGUCAAGUAUCUUAAUUUUUAGAUAGCGGAAUUUUAUGUCAUAAUUCGCUCUUAGAAAUCACACUCGCUAAAUGUAACACUGACAUUUCGGCUGAGAAAGCGUGAUUUUAUCUUAACUGCUUCUCACAGACUUUUCCUUCCUUAGCGAGCAUGUCAGGGUUAUCGCUUAAACUCUUGGAAAUUUAGAUUGCAAAAUUGUCUCAAAUUAAAUUGUUAAAGAUAAAUUCUCUUUCCUACCACAGGGAAAUUAACAAAGACAUUGCGCGAAAGUCUCUUUCGUUUGCUGUUUUGUGAUACGAAUUCAUUUGCUUAAAUUGUUUGUAGAGACCGUCUUUCUCUCAUCUUCAGUAAUAGGAGGAAAAACUGCAGUAAUUUGACGAAAUAACAAAGGUAUUUUUGAGGUGUUUUUUUUUUGCGUAUCGGUUAACUAUCAUUUCAUUUCUUCUCGCAGCUUGAGUCGCUGUUGGGCGAAGCGGUUUAGUUAUCUACGAGUCUUUAGCAAAGGGCGAAAGGAAAACCGUUUAUCUAAUUAUUAUAAAGAUUCUAAGAGUCGGCAUUGAACGAGUGCAAACCACUUUUGACAAUAAUAGCAAAAAAUAAUAACCUUUUCCGGCCUUUCAUUCGCUUCAAAGUCAUUUUUAACUUUUUAUCGCUAGAAUGUAAAUUUAUGCAGAUUUUAUAUGUAAAGCGCUUUUUAGAUUUAAUACCUGUGAUCGUCAGCUACGACUUUGAUAUAUAGUGAAAAAUAAUUAUUGGUAAAGCUUAUUUAAUAUUGUUACAAAAAGGAACCGUAAAGGACAGCUCAAAGUUCAUGAAUUUCGGAUAUUUCGAGGAAAUGUUAAAAAAAGAUGGACAUUCAAUCGAAGAGAGUCAGAUCUUAUAAAUUCGAAAUUGUCAUUAUUUCAUUGACAAUAUAUUGACCAAAACAUAUUCGACACCAAAACCAAACUUUUAUUACCGGAUUGAUACUUUCGGUAACGCAAAUAGUUAUUCUGUUAUUUUUAAGUACCUAUGACACAGGUAACAACUCAAAUUAUAAUAUAUUUUAUUUGGACCUCCUGUGGCUGACUCCGAUGGCUUUCUCGAGCUAAAAAUAAACCAAGCAACAUGGUCAUGUUUACAGAAUUUACAAAACAAUAAGAGCGGCGAACACAUAAUACUGCAACACGUGUGCUCUAUCCUAGCGACUGUUUCGUAUGCACUUAUGGUUCAAUAUAAUUUUCAUUUAAUUAUUUCUUGCAGAAAUACAUGAUAAUGUUCUACCAUUCUUAGCCGAUAAUGAUUAGAUUCGGAUAUUUCUCAACUCAUUCAAAAUGUUGUUAAUCUGCUUUUUGAAAGCAGAGGUUCCGGAAACUUGAACUCAACUGAUUUCAGUACUUGUAGAAAAUUUGCAUUUUUAGAACGCCAUUGUGCUCACGGCACAAAAUGAAAACCAAACGCAAACAUGCUGAUGGACAUUUACGGCGACCAGGUUCAAUAAUACUUAACUAGUGUAGGUAGCUUGAUUUUCAGAUUUGUAGGAAAUGAUAUAUUUAGUACACUUUGAACGGUAUAUUUCGUAGCUUUUGCUGAAAGACACUUCAUCGCUUGUCGAAUAGACGAGUCAUUUGUUAAAAAGCCCUCGGGUAACUUAUUGACAUUAUGUUGUCUAUAUUUUAGAUAAAUUUUAACGGAAUAAAGUGAAUAUAAAAAUGCU
Molecule: messenger RNA, 3035 nt
Organism: Pocillopora meandrina
Lineage: Eukaryota; Metazoa; Cnidaria; Anthozoa; Scleractinia; Pocilloporidae
Source: the annotation of a GenBank genome assembly